AUGAAAUCGAAAAUUAAUGAAAAGUCCUUGGUCCUCUGUUCUCUAUCCACUGUGUCCUCAUCUGUAUCGCUCAAUGAGGUGUUCUCCUUAACAGUCCAUGUUUUUACGUGGUUCGAACGUGUGAGUAUUAUGGUGAUCUUGUUGAACUGCGUGACCCUGGGGAUGUACCAGCCGUGUGAGAACAUCGACUGCUCCUCAGACCGAUGCCAAAUACUACAGGCUUUUGAUGCAUUCAUCUACAUCUUCUUCGCUCUGGAGAUGGUUAUAAAGAUGGUCGCCCGGGGAAUCUUUGGUCAACGCUGUUACCUCGGGGACACGUGGAACCGACUGGAUUUCUUUAUUGUCAUGGCCGGGAUGGUUGAAUACUCGCUGGAUCUACAGAAUGUCAACUUCACGGCCAUCAGAACAGUGAGGGUACUGCGGCCUCUCAGAGCAAUCAACAGGGUGCCAAGCAUGCGUAUCCUUGUGAACCUGCUGCUGGACACUCUGCCCAUGCUGGGUAAUGUCCUACUCCUCUGCUUCUUCGUCUUCUUCAUUUUCGGCAUCAUCGGGGUGCAGCUGUGGGCGGGGCUGCUGAGGAACCGCUGCUACCCGGAGGAGAACUUCACACGGGACACAGGUAUCAGGCUCCCUCGGCCCUACUACAUGGCUGACGAGGAUGAUGAGCGACCCUUCAUUUGCUCCUUGCCAGUCGACAACGGCAUCAUGUCCUGCUCCGACGUCCCAGCCCGCCGUGAGGGAGGGAGGAUGUGCUGCUUGGACAAAGACGACGCCCUGUACCGCCAGUCGCUGGGCCUGAGUCCUGAGCCUUUGGCCAAUGGGACCGACCGUGUCGCAGGCCUCUGUGUCAACUGGAACCGGUACUACACCCGGUGUCAUACAGGGUACAGCAACCCUCACAAAGGAGCUAUCAACUUUGACAACAUUGCCUACGCCUGGAUUGUCAUCUUCCAGGUGAUCACUCUGGAGGGCUGGGUGGAGAUCAUGUACUAUGUGAUGGAUGCCCAUUCCUUCUACAACUUCAUCUACUUCAUUUUGCUGAUUAUUGUGGGUUCCUUCUUUAUGAUCAACCUGUGCCUCGUGGUCAUCGCCACCCAGUUCUCAGAGACCAAGCAAAGGGAGCACCAGCUGAUGCAGAAGCAGCGAGCAGAGUGUUCGUCCAACUCUACCAUGGCCAGUGAACCCGGGGACUGCUAUGAAGAGCUCUUCCAGCUGGUCUGCCACGUCCUCCGCAAGGCCAGGAGGAAAACUGUUGCCCUUUUUAACACCCUGAGGGGUAAACCUCGUGGCUUCCGGGGUGUCGGUAGAGGUAGAGGAGGAGGAGAAGGGAGGGAGAGAAAAGCCAAUGGAAGAGGAGGACGUGAGAGGAGAGCAAUGAGGAGGCACGGAGCCCCCUGUCCCCACCAUAAUAAACCAGACCACGCCUCACCCAUGGCCCUCACCACCGCCUCUGCCACCGCCGGCUGUCCUCAGUGUGCCGCAGCCUUGUCACUUACCGAUGGGGUAGGACCAGUUCACAGUACAAACGAUGAAGCAGAGGAGGGAGCUGUGGAGGAAACGGACAGGGAGGGGGAACAUUGCAGUAGUAAGGAGAAGGACAAGAAAGGUCAGAAGAAUCAGAAGAAAAGUUGCAAGGAUGUGUGGCACGACAUAAGGAUGAAGCUGUGGGGAAUCGUGGAGAGCAAGUACUUCAAUCGAGGCAUUAUGAUUGCCAUCCUGAUCAACACCAUCAGCAUGGGCAUUGAGCACCACGAGCAGCCAGAGGAGCUCACUAAUGUUCUGGAGAUCUGCAACAUCGUCUUCACCAGCAUGUUCUCCUUGGAGAUGAUCCUCAAAAUCACUGCGUUUGGCUCCUUCAGCUACCUGAGAAACCCCUACAAUGUCUUUGAUGGAAUCAUUGUCAUCAUAAGUGUAUGUGAGAUUGUUGGCCAGUCUGACGGUGGUUUGUCUGUGCUGAGGACAUUCAGACUGCUGAGGGUGCUAAAGCUGGUUAGGUUCAUGCCAGCUUUGAGGAGACAGCUGGUGGUCCUCAUGAAGACCAUGGACAAUGUGGCCACCUUCUGCAUGCUGCUCAUGCUCUUCAUCUUCAUCUUCAGUAUCCUGGGAAUGCACAUCUUUGGCUGUAAAUUCAGUCUCAGGACAGAGACCGGUGACACAGUACCAGACAGGAAGAACUUUGACUCCCUGCUCUGGGCCAUUGUCACUGUUUUCCAGAUUUUGACCCAGGAGGACUGGAAUGUGGUUUUGUACAAUGGUAUGGCAGCCACUUCACCAAUUGCCGCUCUCUACUUUGUGGCCCUCAUGACCUUUGGAAACUAUGUCCUCUUCAACCUGUUGGUGGCCAUCUUGGUUGAAGGUUUUCAGGCAGAGGGUGAUGCCAAUCGUUCUUAUUCGGAUGAUGACCGCUCCUCUUCCAACUUUGACGAGAGCGAGAAACACGACUCUAUAAAGUUGUCUGACCCAAGGAUCUGCACACUGACACCCAAUGGCCAUCUGGAACUGGGUGGUCUUUCAGGGUCCAGAGGAUCCUAUUCCUCAGAGAGGCGGAGCUUCACCAUCGAGUCCAGAAAGAGCAGUGUGAUGAGCCUGGGCAAGAGUAGCCUUGAGAGACGCUCCCUCUCUCUGCGUCAUGGCCGCAGUCCAAACUACCACAACUGGGGGCGUCCUUUCCCUCCACAGUCUGCAUGGAGCCGCAGGUCAAGCUCAAACAGUCUGGGCAGGAGGAGCUAUGGAUUUGGUGGGGCUCCUAUAGUAGGAGGGAGCCUCCGUGUACACAGCACCCGCUCCCCCCACUCCUACCCCUAUGCCGCUGAGCAGGAGUCUCUUCUCUCACACCCAUCCCACUCUCAUCAUCCUUUACACCCUCAUCAUCCACCUCCACCUCCAUCGUUCUUCUCCAGACACUUUGCUGUGAGGAGGGAUCGACGGGCUCUUUCUCUAGAGCUCCCAGAGCUGCAUCGGGCAGGUGGACAGCCCCCGGGCCUGCCCCCCGUUCACCUAGACUCCGGGAGGAGGAGUGGGUCUGGGGCAGGGGGAUCCAUCACUGGGGGGUCUGGAGCUGGUAGUGGUUUAGGAGUGGACCACCGGGACUGUAAUGGCAAGACACCGGGUCCCCACACGCAACUGAUGGCUGAGGUUUUUCCUCAUGUCAGUGCUCGCAAGGACAGAGCAGACCUUGAUGAAGAGACAGAUUAUAGUUUGUGUUUCCGUAUCCAGAAGAUGAUGGAGGUGUACAAGCCAGACUGGUGUGAAAGCAGAGAGGAGUGGUCCGUCUACCUGUUCUCCCCACAGAACAAGUUCAGACUGCUCUGCCAGUCCAUUAUCGCCCAUAAGCUCUUUGACUACGUGGUCCUGGCCUUCAUCUUUCUCAACUGCAUCACUGUGGCUUUGGAGAGGCCAAAAAUACUGCAAGGCAGUCUGGAACGGGUGUUUCUCACAAUUUCCAACUACAUCUUUACUGCCAUCUUUGUUGCAGAGAUGACUGUCAAGGUGGUGUCCAUGGGUCUGUACCUGGGGGAGAAAGCCUAUCUAAGGAGCAGCUGGAACAUUUUAGAUGGUUUCCUCGUGUUCGUGUCUCUGAUCGAUAUUGUGGUGUCAAUGGCGGGCGGGGCUAAGAUCCUGGGGGUUCUCCGUGUUCUCAGGUUGCUCAGGACGUUACGCCCCCUCAGGGUGAUCAGCAGGGCUCCAGGGCUGAAGCUCGUAGUCGAGACCCUCAUCACAUCCCUCAAGCCCAUUGGCAACAUCGUCCUUAUCUGCUGUGCCUUCUUCAUCAUCUUUGGUAUUCUUGGUGUUCAGCUCUUUAAAGGAAAGUUCUACUACUGUGUGGGUUUCGAUGUGAAGAAUAUCACUAACAAGUCCGAAUGCCUGGCUGCCAACUAUCGAUGGGUUCAUCACAAAUACAACUUUGACAACCUUGGACAGGCUUUAAUGUCUCUGUUUGUGCUGGCCUCAAAAGAUGGGUGGGUCAACAUCAUGUACCAUGGACUGGAUGCAGUGGGAAUAGACAAGCAGCCGAUGAUCAACAACAACCCAUGGAUGCUGCUCUACUUUAUCUCCUUCCUCCUGAUCGUCAGCUUCUUUGUCCUCAACAUGUUUGUGGGCGUAGUGGUGGAGAACUUCCACAAGUGCCGCCAGCACCAGGAGGUGGAGGAGGCUAGGAGACGAGAGGAGAAACGCCAGCGUCGCAUGGAGAAGAAGAGGAGAAAGGCCCAAAAGCUGCCCUACUAUGCGUCAUAUGGUCCAGCUCGGCUUGCUAUCCACACCCUGUGCACCAGCCACUAUCUGGACUUGGUCAUCACCUUUAUCAUUUGCAUCAAUGUCAUCACCAUGUCUCUGGAGCACUACAACCAGCCACAGUCUCUGGAGACUACACUGAAGUACUGCAACUACUUCUUCACCUCCACCUUUGUGAUUGAGGCGUCACUGAAGCUGGUAGCCUUUGGUUUCCGACGCUUCUUCAAGGACAGGUGGAAUCAGUUGGACCUAGCCAUUGUGCUGCUGUCAGUGAUGGGCAUCACCCUGGAAGAGAUUGAGAUCAACGCCUCCCUUCCCAUCAAUCCCACCAUUAUCAGGAUCAUGAGAGUACUCAGGAUAGCACGAGUGUUGAAGUUGUUGAAAAUGGCAACCGGGAUGAGAGCCCUGCUAGACACAGUGGUCCAGGCUCUGCCUCAGGUGGGAAACCUUGGUCUGCUCUUCAUGUUGCUGUUUUUCAUCUACGCAGCUCUGGGUGUGGAGCUGUUUGGAGAGCUGGUGUGUAAUGCUGACUACCCCUGUGAAGGAAUGAGUCGACACGCCACCUUUGAAAACUUUGGGAUGGCCUUCCUCACACUCUUCCAGGUCUCUACUGGUGACAACUGGAAUGGCAUUAUGAAGGACACACUGAGGGAGUGCCCACCGGAUGGUCCAGGCAGCGACUACGGCUGCCACGCUGGACUGCAGUUUAUCUCUCCGUUGUAUUUUGUUUCCUUUGUGCUUACGGCUCAGUUUGUUCUGAUAAACGUGGUGGUGGCCGUGCUGAUGAAGCAUCUGGAUGACUCCAACAAGGAGGCACAGGAGGACGCUGAGAUGGAUGCUGAGAUCGAGCUGGAGCUGGCUCAGGGAGGCCUCUGUUGCAUGAUGGGGGGCAUCGGCGCCAUCGCGGGGGCCACAGGUGGUGCUGCAAGCGGGGCCGGUGUGGGUGGAGGAGCGUCUGGUGCAAUUACAGCAGGGACAGUCGGGGGUCCAAGUGGUGGGGUGAUUGCACCGCUUCGAGAUGGAGGAGGAGGCGGUGCAGCUCAUGAGGGACACUCGCAUCAUCGAUGUCGGCUCUUCUCUCCCACCCAGGAGAGCCAGUGGCUGGACAGUGUGUCUCUGCUUAUUAAGGACUCGUUGGAAGGGGACAUGAUUGACAACCUCUCCGGUUCAGUUUUCCACCACUACUGCUCUGCUCCCGUCUGUAAGGACUGUAAGGGCCACCCACAAGAGAUACAACUGGCGGAGGUGGAGCAGGCAUCUCUGAUGUCAGAGCAGCUGUCAGACAAGUCAUCUUCUCUGGCGCUACCUGAUGACCUCAGCCUGGACGAACACAGCAGCUACCAGCUGCUGGUAAGAGACAGCAAGAGGGGCAGCAGUGACUCCCACAGUUCGGAGGAGUUGCCCACCCAGGGUGGCUACAAAGGGCUUCAGCCCUCCAGAUCAGGAAGUGAGGAAGGGGUCCAGGAGUUAUUUGAGGUGGGCGUCCAUCCUCAGCUGAAUACUCCCUCGCUGGAGCAGCCAAGUCCGUCACAUUGCACAGAUGGAGAUGGUGGAGGUUGCAGUGGAGGUGGUGGUGAGUUUUCACCUGUCUUUCAUCUACCAGCAGACUUCUUCCACCCUGCUGCCGCGGCUCAUCCAGGCAGUUCUGGGAACAAUGUUGGCCCAGGAGACAGAAGGCCGUCCAGGUUGGCUUCCCCAGCCUCCUGGGCCUCCCUUCGCUCGCCUGGAGCGAACAGCAGGCCCCUGAGCUCUCAGCAUCCGUCCCACAGUGACUCCUCCCUGGCCACAGGUAGUUCAGAGGGCAGCCUACAGACCACUUUAGAGGAAGGACUCAGCUUCAGCGUAUCCCCACCUCGAGAUCUGGACCUCCCCAUGCCUCUCCUCUGCCCCCUCCCCAGUCAUCCCUUACACCCCCAGGGACCGGACACAGGAGACCAGGAAAACCAUUCACUAAAGAGAUGCAGUACUACUUUUAAACUCCAAGCCACCAGGGGGCACCAGAGGAGUCAAAGCAGCUGCGGUGGUGGCAGCACCAGCCCUGGCUGCCCACGGCAGGACUCCAUGGACCCUUCAGAUGAGGACAUGGGCACAGGGGCGGGUGGGGAUGGCUGCCGGCAGACCCUCAACAGCGAACACUUGUCAGAAACACUGAAUAGCCUCUCACUGACAUCACUGCUCACCCCGAGCUCUCUGGCAUCUCCAUUGGUGAAGAAAUGUAACAGCACAGGCUCACUGGACCAAACCAAUCUAUCUGCCCGGAGUAAAGAUGGACGGCACUUGUAUGGUAUAGAUGCCCAUGGUUACUUGUCCAAUCCCUGGGUGGAUGGAAGGGCGAGAGGUGAGGAGGACAGUGAUAUCACAGGAUUCAACUUGAAAAGCAGCAGCCGGCCCACAGACACAAGCUCGAGGAAAAAUAGAUGAAACACUGUAACAUUUGCAUUUCUGGUCCUUGAACAGAACAGGGAGAGACUUUUAUUACAGUACAUGUCCUGUGAACCUGAUUCUGAAAUUCUCUCGUCUUUGAAUCGUCUGUUCUGUCUCUUUCCUCCUUGGAUCUGGCUGCUUGGGAUCAGUCAUUUCUCAAAAGAUCACAAUCGCUUCUGAGUUUUGACAUCCUUUCUUUUCCACCGGAUAUGUAGUCGUUUUUCCAAAGGACUUAAUGACAAGGGGUUUAGAUUUUAAGCCUAACCAGGAUUCAGCCUUAAAAGCUGUGGCAGUUCUGGGCUUUAGAUUUUAGCCAUCCUGAAAUACAGAAUUUUUGGAAAGGCCCGAAAAUUAGAGAUUGAUGAACUUCAGACUUGCUUGACCCAACGUGCCCUCAACCCUUUGUGCAAAAACAGUGUCAUCAACAUUGGACAGAUGGCAACUCUGAAGCUUCUUUUGAGGAAGAACUGAACUUUGUACAGCUUUUUUUUUUCUUUGAUUUUUUUUUUUUUUUUUGUAAUAACCAUCGCUGACAGUAGCAUCUACCAACCUUUUUUCCUCUUUAGCAGAUUCAGUGGGUAAGGAAAUCGAGAGGCUGUAUAUUUUGUGUGUUCUUUUGCAGCUUCAUUGUGUUGAAGUUGUGUGAAUGUAGACACGUUUGUCUCCGUUUGUGAAAGAGAGGGAGACCAAGGAACGCAAAAGGAGCUUGGCUAGUCUGAAAAAUGACGACGGCCUCUUGAAAUAGUAAAAUGGAUAUGUGACUGCUGCUGAGAAUACAUGUGGGUUGUUAGUGGAAACAUUGGCCACUUUCAGAGUGGACUCUUUGCUUUCUACAUACCCAUGAAAGGGCUAAAAUGUGCAGAGUGCAGACCUGGGCCAAAUUGGCAAAUAAUCUUUUGCUACCUAACAUACUGUUUGAAAGUGUCUUUAAGGUACAUCCAUUACUUUCGAUUCUUUCGAUUCUAAAAAAUAUGUACAUGUAGGCUAAGGCACAUGUCACUGAAAUAAUCAUUGACUUGUAAAACUGUAGUUUGGAAUACUGGAAAACUGUAUUUUAUAGAUUUACACACAAAUCAAUUUUAAAAAAUCAUAUGUAACACAUAAAGACUUUCCUAACAACUACACCAUUUAUUUGCAUGUUAAAUGGGUCGUAGUGAUUCCUACAGGUCAAAGAUGUACUUUGCAAGGCAGGGGGUGAACAAAAUAUCCUUAAAAUAUAUAAUAUGAACAUGAAAGUCUUAAUAAACUGAAGAAGACAGUUUGAUGUCAUCCACUUUUCCCCAAGUUAUCCUUCUGUGCAACACAUCAACAGUGUCUCUGCUUCAUGCAGUCGUUGCUGUCUGAUAUUUUAAUAUGUACUUGUAGCUUAGCUUGAAACCUUAGAGCUAAUAGACUCAGUGAACCACAGAUGAUCGUCGACCUAUCGAUUGGUAUGCCACAUGGUCCAGACUGAAAGAUCUUAACUAUUUGAUGGUUUUCCAUGAAAGAUUCAUGGUGUCCAGAAGAUGAACGCUAAUUACUUAUGCAGCAUCACCAACAGGUGGCGCUAUAUAUCGUGUAUUAGAAAUAUCUCAUACAAUACAUGGAGUGGCACAAAAGCUUGCACAGAUAUUCAUGUUCCCCAUAAACACGUAUUUCAAUAACUUUUGCCCCUUUUAAAUUAUUUUAAAAUCAUGUCAAAAUUUCAGUUUGUUUAUAUACUAAUGACACUUCCAUCUUCCUUAAUAAGGCACGUUAGCAUGCUCGCAUGUGAAACUAAGAUGAUAGAACAUUAAAAAACCUUUAUUACUGCUUAACAUUAUCAUUAGUAUUUAUCUCAAAGCACAGCUGUUGACAAAGCACAGGCAUCUUUACAGAGAUGCUAGCCUGACUGUAGAUAGGAGUUGUCUUGUUUCCUUCUUCCAACCUGUUGCCACCACAACACACUGGGAUUUUAAAUCAAACUCCAAGAGCCACACAAACAAACAAUAAAGAUAAAUCCACUGUUGCCAGCUAACUUGUAUUUUGAACAAAGUUGGCUCUGAUUUAGUAUCAGUCAGUCUAGUCCACCCAGUGCAGUUGUUCAUUUGAGUCAUAUAAGGAAGCACUAAUGCCAGUAUAUACUGGACAUGCAUUGCUCUGUGGGACCAGUUUGGAGAUUCAAGGCAAACUGAAUGACAUUAAACUGCCUCCAUAACACAGAAUACACUUUAACAGCUGAUAAUACACUCAAGGUUUCCCAGCACGUGUGUGUUAAACACUGGACAGAGUUCUUGAAUGUUCUGUGGUUUCAGAUUUCCAGGAAUUCCAAAGAUGGGAUUCCCAGUUUGUGUUUGCUGCGUUAAACCCAAAUGGUUAUUUGACUCAGGUCUGCUUGAGUGUAGCAAGAGUUUAGAAAACACCCUAUAUUAAGGAAAGCAAUGAGAUCUAAAUUAGUAUAACUUGCAACUUUUAGCAGUUGUUUGUCAGACAUUUUUGACAAAUUGUAAUGACCCGUCAUAUAAUAUAUAGCUGUGUCAUAUUUGAAAUCCAGAACAGGUAGACCUCAGGUGGACAUAUAUGCACUCACACACAGCAUAUACACCACACAUUGAAGCACAUACAUAAAGUACAAGUACACAUACAUAAACAGUCAUACAUAUCAUACAAAGAUGUCACUGUCACAUCGCUGCAGGAUGUUUCUGUAGUUUGAGAUGAGACAGUGCUUAUCUGUUUCUCCACUUUGUCUUCAUUCCCUCCUUAUUCCCAUACAAUUCUAUUAUCUCCCUUCCGCAAAGAAGUUGGAGUAUAAAAUUAAAUAUUUAAUGACUAUUGACUACCCCCAGCCCCCUAUUCAAGAUAUGCAAUAUGCUACAGUUAGAUGUACAGUUAGAUGUAUGAGACUCGUAUAGAUAGAGUAUAUGGUGAGAGAGGAUUAUAUUUAUGAAUUCAUGUAUUAGAAUAAAAUGUCACUGAAAUUCAAAGGUCACUGAAAGGAUGAUGAUGUAUUCAUGUAUUCCAGCGUGUUGGAGAGUAUGUUUUCUCUUUUUUACCCUCCAUCUCCCCAAACAGAUUUUAUUUCUCCAAGAUGCAUGUCGGAUUUUUUUGUUUUUUUCUGUUUUCUUAAAUG
Molecule: messenger RNA, 9745 nt
Organism: Larimichthys crocea (large yellow croaker)
Lineage: Eukaryota; Metazoa; Chordata; Actinopteri; Sciaenidae
Product: voltage-dependent T-type calcium channel subunit alpha-1I
Exons: 36
Coding region: 1-6654 (2217 amino acids)
Biological process (GO): positive regulation of calcium ion-dependent exocytosis; calcium ion import; calcium ion transmembrane transport
Cellular component (GO): voltage-gated sodium channel complex; neuron projection; plasma membrane
Molecular function (GO): voltage-gated sodium channel activity; low voltage-gated calcium channel activity
Source: RefSeq, a predicted model, not a curated record